UUCCGGUGGAAAUGCCUAUCUUCGUACGAGAACAUAUGAACUAUUGGUACAGCUUGAAGGCAUAUUAUUUAGCCAAAUCUCUAGCUGACGUUCCCUUUCAAAUAUUCUUCCCCGUGGCAUACGGUGGCAUAGUAUACUGGAUGACAGAGCAACCAGCGGAAGCACUCCGUUUUUUCCUGUUCUUGGGUAUCUGCAUCCUCACCUCCCUCGUUGGACAGUCCUUAGGCCUCGUGAUUGGAGCUGCAACUUCUCUGCAGGUCGCCGUAUUCCUCGGACCUGUUACUGGCAUUCCUAUCCUCUUGUUUUCCGGAUUCUUCCUCAGUCUUGAUAUGAUACCCAACUAUUUGCAGUGGCUUUCUUACGUUUCGUUUACACGAUAUUCCUUUUCUGGUGCCCUUAAGGUCAUCUAUGCUCUAAACCGAACCCAUCUGGACUGUACCCGUCGACGCCGAUCCGGUACGCAUUUUCCCUGCGUUCGGGAACCUUCACUUGUGAUCGAAGCACUCAACGCAGGGCACCACGAAGUCUAUGUGGACUAUUUGGUUCUUGUCCUCUUUUUUGUCGCACUCCGAUUGCUUGGCUACUUCAUCCUGCGUUGGCGUAUUAGGGGACAUCGAUAAUAACACAAAAUGCCAUCAAAAAGGAACGAGUUAUCAUACUCAAACUUACUUCCACUGAGCUGAAUGCAUUUCGUAACUACUAUUUCUCCGGUUUUGUUUGUAUAAGCCCAUUUGUGAACUCGAAAUUUCAAGCGUUUGUAUGGCGGGUCUUUGGCACACAAUGAAAGCGACUGAUGAGUGCGUUGGACCUACCGACAGCUGGAUUCAUUCAAGCACACUUCCGUAUUUAUAAAAUUCCAAACUUACUUGUUUUCGCAGAAAAACCCAUAUUCACUGGUCUCUUGACAGGCAACAUAAAUAUAUUAUUUUUUAUACUGC
Molecule: messenger RNA, 938 nt
Organism: Dicrocoelium dendriticum
Lineage: Eukaryota; Metazoa; Platyhelminthes; Trematoda; Plagiorchiida; Dicrocoeliidae
Source: the annotation of a GenBank genome assembly